Messenger RNA from Diversispora eburnea, 1044 nucleotides. Lineage: Eukaryota; Fungi; Glomeromycota; Glomeromycetes; Diversisporales; Diversisporaceae. The record is from the annotation of a GenBank genome assembly.
AUGUUUUCUUUUACUUUACUAACGCCUACGACUACGAGAAUUAUAAUUCCAUGUAUAAGACACGGUUUAACAAGAAAUUUUUCGCGCCUCGCGCGAAAUUAUGCAAGUGACGCACCAAAAAUUGAAACUGUCAUUCCACCACCCGUAACACGAACUAGGAGGGCAUUAUUUUAUGGUAGUGAAGAACGUAAGAUCAAAAGUUCUCUAAAUAUAUCUGCAGACAGUAUUGUAUAUGAUCUCGAAGAUAGUGUUGCUUUUAAUAGGAAAGGCAUUGCGAGAGAAAUGGUCUUUAACAUUUUAGAGGCAGCAGUUGAAUCAAAAUCCGAGAGAACAGUUCGUAUUAAUGCAGUUGGAUCCGGUCUAGAAUUGGAUGAUCUUAAUGUUAUGCUUCAAUCAAAACAUCUCGAAGGAAUCGUAAUACCUAAAGUACGAUCCGCUAAAGAUAUUCAGUUUGUUAGUCGUAUGAUUGAUUCUGUUGCACCAGAUGAGAAUCGAUCCAAAAUUCGUCUGAUAGCAUCCAUAGAAAGUGCUUUAGGAAUCAUGAAUCUCAAAGAAAUUGCCAUAUCAGAUCCACGUUUGGAUGCAUUAGUGUUUGCCGCGGAAGAUUAUUGCGCAGAUGUUGGACUUAUACGAACACCUUCACGCAAAGAAAUGUUGUUAGCGCGGCAAACUUUAGUGACAACUGCCAGCGCGUACGGAUUGCAGUCGAUUGAUUUAGUUUGUGUUGAUUUCAGGAAUGAUGAUGUUUUAAUAGAGGAAUGUAAAGAAGGUCGAGAGAUGGGAUUUCUUGGAAAGCAAGCUAUUCACCCUCGUCAAAUUGAUAUUAUACAAAAAAUGUUUCUACCUGACGAACAAGAUGUUGAAAGAGCUGCGCGAAUAGUUUAUGGAUAUGAACAACACGCUAAAAAAGGAAUCGGUGCGAUCGAUCUCCCCGUUGUAAAAUGGGCUGAAAGAAUACUUUCGAGAGCUAGUUCAGGAGGAAUGACAAUUCCAGUACCUAAAGAAAAGAAAGACAAGAAAGACGGGAAUGGAAACGAAACUUAA